AUGGCCGAACACGCUGCAGCGGUGCGGAGGAAUGACGCUAGCUCUCAAGUUGCGGCUAAUUCGACGGGUUCCGGCCACACAUUCAAAUUUGACGAGGCUGAAAUUCUCGCAAGAGGUGACAACCGCGUGAGCCGGGAGCUGCUUGAGUCAUGCUUUACUGGCCCCCAGUCUAUUAACAAGUGCAAUGAUCUUCCCAUUCAAUACACCGUACUGAGACUUCGCCUAGGCGGAGUAUUUGGUCACGCGGGACGCGCACAGGUGAACACUCUUCCCAAUACCCGGCUCAGCGCGUCAGAUGGUCGAGCAAUCAUCAUACCAAUAUCCAACGCACGUGAUGAAAUUGCCGCAAUUAACGACGCGAAUGUCGGCCAUCACGCCACGUGCAAGGAUCCCUGAUGAAGGGGUGGGAGCCGUGAAUAUUCAUAGGUAUGCGGUAGCAUGGCUACUGCAUCCUAUAAAUACUGCAGCCGCAUAUGCAUGAACCACCCUUAUCUGCUUUUGUCUCUGAUGAUGGAUUCGAUCAGGAAUCCGAAUCGUCAGGCUAAAAAAGCUCAAGUCCCAGCGAUCGUGCCUCCUUCUUCAAAGAGAUUAUCUGUCCUCAGUUCCUCGUCACAUAUAGUCUUCGUACUCGGUACCUUACCCUAACCUCGCCUCCUGACCAGGAAUUGGUGCAGCAACCGCCAGAAACGUGAGCGAGGACGCGUCCAUUUUGUGGCCGCCCGGCUUUUAAAGCAAAAAGAUAGCGGGACUGACUUAUGUGGACGCCCAAGCGGGACAUGAAAAUAGGUAGGUCCUGCCCAAGUUAUGAAGGCCGACCUGCGCAUAAUUCCGGAAGGCGCAAAAUAUUUUCGCUUCCCAACAGCAACAACGGCCUUCUCUAAACCUUAACUCUACAGUUAACGCUGACUUCUACCUUAAUCUUAAACUUGAUGCUGGCUUAGGUCACCGUUACCUUUAAAUCUAGCCCUAAACCUAAUCCAUAAUUUGACCCUAACCCUUGCCUUAAUCUUAAUUCUGAUUACACCGGAAGUUGGCUCAAAGCCGCCCGUGUUGCAGGCGAUCCCUGUUCUCAUGUCCUGUUUAAACGUCCACAUAAAUCAGUCCUACCGAAAAGAUGUUGGUGCGGAAGCGGAUACGCGCUGCGCAUAGUAGUAACCUGAAAAAGGACGUUAGAAUUGCAUCCAAGCCCGGUCUACCAGGCAACAGAAUUAUUGUCCACGCGGAAAGCAGCAAUGUGCCCGUCUUGGUAACUGCCGUGAGAAGUGUGUGCAGGUAUCCGUACAACUUGUCUUUCACACUGUCAGGACUGGUAGUGGGAGAGGAGGUAUUUCUGGCUCUGCAGCGGUGUUCGAUUCCGUCUUUCGUGAGUCCCUCUUAGGACUGGCAGAACUAGAUGGUAUGCAAGCAAAAAUCAUCACCAUGAGCAGGGCAUACUGUCGCCUCAAAACUGGGCAAAGCUCUAUCUGAUAAGAAUUUAUUCGAACUGAUCGACAUUUGAUUCGACGUUCAGCGAGGCUGUAUUCUGACGCACAUUCUGUUCAACGACGCCGUCAGGUGGGUUCUAUCCAGUUUUGACAGUGUCUAAUUUGCACCUAGGCUUCGACUGACUGAUGUCGACUACGCGAACGUUACUGCUCGUUUAACCCGAAGCCUUGGUACUCUACUAUAAGCAAUGCUGCAAAUGAAUGAGGCCGCUAAAUCGGUUAUUCACCCAUAGACGCUGGAAAGAACAAAGUAUUUUCGAGCAUUUCUCAGACCAGGGACGAAUACCACUCAGGAUUAUUUACUGCCGACUUAAAGUAGAUAGUUUCAAGUACAGGUACAUUUUCAAGUACCUUAGGCGGGCAGCUAUCGAAUGGACAGGGUACAGUUACUGACCGAUCUCAUGAAGUGUAGGUUGAAAUUCUGAAAUGUGUUUUCCAUUGGGAAGGAUUACUUAGAUGCGGUUGUAAUACUGAUUACCUUGCGGCAUAAACCUAUAAUAUUUCAGACUCGGCAGGAUGUCGGCUUUUGAAUACACUGCUUUUCAAACUCCUGUACAAACCGUACUCGGUAAAAAAUGACCACUUAAGUAGCAUGCAUUUUCCACAUCGAUCUUCGAUGGUCUUGCAAAUUCAAAUAUAUUUUAUACAAAGUCCGAACAAAAAUAUUCUUUCUUUCAGUCGUUCGAUAGAGAACUACGUCCUCUUUAUAUUUUAUACCCGAAGAAAAAAUAUAAUAAGGUUUUGAAAAAGUUUUCUAAUUUCCGAAUAAUUUGGAGUCUGAUCAGUCGUUGCACUAGCGCUUAGUCAAUUCAGUCUACAAGCUGUACGUGCUCCGCGCAAUAAAAAUAACAUAUUAUUUUAUGCCGUUAGAAAUAUAUGAUAUAGAGUCAAAAUAUUUUACAAUGGAUGCAGACUAUUUGUAUUUUUCAUGGGGAGCAGUGAUAGACGGACAGGUUCGAUGCUGUAGGAAUGGACAUUCCGCGGUCUUAAAAUAUCGCAUAAAUAAAAACGGUCUUAAAACCUAAUUAUAUUUCUUCUUCGAGUAUAAAAUAUAAAGAGGACGUGGUUCUCUAUCGACCGACUGAAAGAAAGGAUAUUUUGUUCGGGAUUUCAAUAAAAUAUAUUUGAAUUUGCAAGACCUUCAAAGAUCAAUGGGAAAAUGCAUGCUACGUAAGUAGUCAUUUUUUUACCGAUUUCUGUUUGUACAGGAGUUUGGAAAGCAGUGUAUUCAAAAGCCGACAUCCUGUGGAGUCCGAAAUAUUAUAGGCUUAUCCCACAAGAUAAUAAGUAUUACAACCGCAUCUAAGUAAUUCUUCCCAAUUUCAAAAUUUUAGCCAACAUUUCAUGAGAUCGGUCACUCACUGUAAGAACGACAUCAUUUUCCGUAUUUAUUCUGCCCGACGGGUUUUCACAAUCCUUAAAAGGUGUUUUUGGACCUGACGCGACAUCUCCAGCCCACUAAGGUCCGCGUGUACCGGAUGUCCAUCCAGUCAGUCAAACAUGGUUGUGAGGUUUGGGCUGUGCGCGCUGAUUAUGAGUGAAAAUCAGAAGGAGUCAACUAGCGCUGCUUGGAAAACCAUCCUUCCAGUGACGUACAUCGACUUCUUUGCACAUGAGACAGCCCGUACCCGCUGCGACAGUAUCGCGAGGACAUCUCAGAUCGUCCACGAAAAACGACCGGAGGGUGCUCACGCGUUCUUUGCCAUCCGCCUCAUGAGUUCGGUUAAGUGUUGCCCUCGAUCCGGCGCCGUCGAGGCGUCGAGGAAGAAGCCAACUCAAUGCUGGCUGGACACAUUUCACCAAAAUAUGUAGGCGGUUUUUUAAUCUUGUUUAUCAAUCCAUAGUCUCUUGAGGAGACAAUGGGUCGAGUUUCCCAGAGUCGCUGUCGAAGCUCCUCAAGCGUGAAGAUGUACAAUCCGCAACAUGAUCGAGUUCAAUUGCACCAAGCAUGAUCACACCUGUACCAAGUGAAAGUGCCAUGAAGCAUGUGGGGACUUUUUCCUCGUCGAAUUGGAGCUGCACGGUCAUAAGGUGAUCGUUGUUGUCGUACAGGAGAUAAUAUAGCGGUCGCACAAUGCAGUUUUUGGUGCUUAGGUGGAGCUAACAGUUCCUCGCCUCCCCUAACUUGCAUGCCCGCUCCGGGAAAAGGUAUAUACCGACCGGCUUCAUUCAAUUGUCCUUGACCAUAGAAACAAGUCACGUCAAGAACCGCAUAGAGCUGGCUGCCCUUCUGGUUUAUUGACCUUUUGGUUAUCUGAAGCGACCGAAUACUACCGAUGGUCGAAAUUAGCAGUUUCACUGAGGCUGUUGGCUUUUUUUCCAAUCACGUAAAUUGCAUUUAGUACUGAAAUCACUUUCUAGGAGGCGUAAAUCAACAUUUUUAAGGCCCGUUAUCUAGCCUUCUUGCAAUGUGAGUGCAAAUAGUUUUCUGAUGAAAACGAAUAGGCGAGUUCCAGGAAGCAGUUCAGAAGAACAAAAAGAAGAAUGUGAUGAUAAUGGUGGUGGUGGUGGCGGCGGCGGCAGCGGCAGCGGCAGCGGCAGUGGCGGUGAUGGAGGAGGAGGAGGAGGAGGAGGAGGAGGAGGAGGAGGAGGAGUAGGAGGAGGACGAGGAGGAAGAAGGGAGGGGGAGGAAGAGGACGAUGAUGCAGUUUAGGAGAAGAAGAAGAAGAAGAAGAAGAAGAAGAAGAAGAAGAAGAAGAAGAAGAGGGAGGGAAGAGAGAAUGAUGAUGAUGAUGAUGAUGAUGAUGAUGAUGAUGAUGAUGAUGAUGAUGAUGAUGAUGAUGAUGAUGAUGAUGAUGAUGAUGAUGAUGAUGAUGAUGAUGAUGAUGAUGAUGAUGACGCAGUCGUUCGACCAAGAAGGUUAUCUGUCUGGCGUUCCGAAUUCUCACGCGAACACAUCAUUAAAGACAGUCCCUGA
Spirometra erinaceieuropaei is the source of this 4401-nucleotide messenger RNA. The record is from the annotation of a GenBank genome assembly. NCBI's taxonomy places the organism in Eukaryota, Metazoa, Platyhelminthes, Cestoda, Diphyllobothriidea, Diphyllobothriidae.